Rosa chinensis is the source of this 796-nucleotide messenger RNA. RefSeq lists its product as uncharacterized. The transcript is spliced from 3 exons. Lineage: Eukaryota; Viridiplantae; Streptophyta; Magnoliopsida; Rosales; Rosaceae. The record is from RefSeq and is a predicted model, not a curated record. Bases 142 to 687 code for a protein of 181 amino acids.
CUCUCCCUCCCGUUAUCCAAUCCUGUCUGAACACUCUCGACCCUAACCAAUCUAUCUCUCUAUCUCUGCCCCGCCGCACCUUCAAGGAGCACUCCUACUGCGUCUACUCCGCCUCCGGUGACUGUACCGCACGCGUCUCGGAUGUGCAUGAGCCUAGGUCCGCCAUCAUCAUCCCGGUGCACGAGUUCGAGAUCCUCUCUUGUGAUUCGAACAAGUACGACGACUGCGUCAUCGCCAUCGCCAUCGCCUUCGUUGACAAAUCGAUCAAGGUUUGGGACGUCAAAUCCAUUGGAGCUCCGAUUUCGGUGCUCAACGCCACAGCUACCCCGUCAAAAAAGUCAAAUUCUCACCUUACCGGCAAAGCUUGAUGAUGUCGUGCUCGUACAACUUGUCGGCGUACUUGUCAUUGCUUCAAUACAAGUACUAGGUACUGGCGACGGUUUUGAUAGCUACAGCUCCGGCCUUAGAUCCAUGACUGAUCACUUAGGGUUCCGGUCCUCCCAUUCGCUCUUAAAAUGCCUUCAAUUUUGUGAUUUGCUAAGCAAGAGGAUGAAGAGGUGCUGGUGCUGCAUAUGGAUUUGGUCGAAGUCCUCAGCCGAUGGAAGCUUUACAGUUACCUCCAGACCAAAGGCAAAAGCCACCUGCCCUUCCAAUCCACCUGCACCUGAUUUUCCCUUGAUUGAUUGAUUGGGAUUUCGCCCUGUAAUAUUGUUUCAGUUUUGUUACUUUGUGAUAUAGUAUAUGUGCAAUGGAAAAUCAAGAUUAUACUAUUUCAAGUCACCGCAAAAUCACUGAC